Macrobrachium nipponense is the source of this 3180-nucleotide messenger RNA. RefSeq lists its product as uncharacterized. NCBI's taxonomy places the organism in Eukaryota, Metazoa, Arthropoda, Malacostraca, Decapoda, Palaemonidae. The transcript is spliced from 4 exons. The record is from RefSeq and is a predicted model, not a curated record. The coding region runs from base 1 to 3018 and encodes 1005 amino acids.
AUGGCAUCAAGAUCAGGAGAAUGGGAACCUGGAGUAGGAGAUGGUUAUAAAGGCAUUUUAAAAUCAGGAGGUGAUGGAAAAGAAUUAGAAAAAUCGCUGUCGUUUGUUGAGGCUGCCACUACUCAUGAAAUUGUAGAACUAGUUGAAACCUUGAAGGAAGAAACUCGUACUAUAUUAAGGUUGAAUGAUCCUCCUACAGCAAAGGUUAUACCUUCUACAGAGGGUGAUGGUCAAGUUUCUUCUAUAGGAGCUAGGCGCGCUGAGAUCAUGGCUAAGGCUGUCAAGUCAGAUACUGGGAGUGAAUAUUUGAAAAAGAAAUGUUUCCGAGAGCCAUCAAAGUCCUCUCAGUUAAGGGGUAGACUCAGCAAGCAGGUAUCACUCCGUCAAGGACUUUCAGAUGAGAAUGCUUCAUCUUUAAGCAACCGUGAUGUCCAAAAUUUUAUGAAAGUACCAACAAAAGAAACUUUGGAUAAACCACUAAUACCACAAAGAAGAUCUCAGAGGAAAGUUACUCACAAAUUUAUAAGAAGGCCUUGCAAAGAAGAAAUUGAGGAAAUAAUAGAAAAUGAAACCAUUGAGAGUGGGCCCUUCAGUGAUGACCAAGAGGAACAUGUGGGUAAUCCAUCAGUCACCGAUGGAAAUGUUGGAAAUAAGCCAUCAAUCACAGAUGAAAGUAUUGGAAAUUGUAAUGAACCAUCAUCAGAUGACUUGGAGAUUCUCACAAAAGUUCCUCUUGUACUUCCAAAGCCAAAAAGGCUUAGAGGACCAGCUAGGAAAAGAGUCUUAUCUCAAGCGAUAGAAAUUGAGAACCCUAUCGCUAAUUUAACAGGUCUUCAAGAAUUGAAGAGAAAAGUGAGUGAUGAAGAACUGUAUGAAAAACGAAGGAAACGAAGACAACUUAAGAAAGUGGAGCCAGAUGAAGAGUCUGCAGCAGAUUUAUCAAGAAUACAAGUUACUGAUAUAUCUCCAAGAGAAGCUAAAGUGGAGGUAAGUAUAUGUAUGAGUAAUGAUGAAAUAAAUGAUGAAGUUAAUGGUAGUUCAUUGUUAAACAGUGAGUAUGUGAAACUUGUGAAACAAGAAAAUUUAGAUCGCACUAUAACUUUGAAUAUCCAUUUGAAAGGGGAAAAUAUUGAUGAAAUCCAACAUUUCAAGAUAUUACACAGUAGUUGGAUGACCAUUCAAAAUCAUAAAGAAAAAUUUGAUAGGCUUAAAAAGAAGUUGAUAUCAAUUAUUUUACCAGACCAUGUCAAACAUAGUAUACACGAGGAUAAGGUGCACAUUGAAAUUACAGUCUUAGAAACUGAAGGUGUUGAAAUUGAAUCUGAUACUGGUAGAAUUUGCAAAGUCAAGACAGACCCAGCCAGCAGUGAUGCAGUAUUUUCCACAUUGCAUGAUAAGAUUGAAUUAAACUGUGAUGAUUAUAGGUUGUCAGACACACAGAAUAUAACUCUGAAAAUGGAAAAACCUAGCAUUACACCCCAGAAGAAAAGUUGGAGUGCAAGUGACGUUAUUAAGGAUUUACAAGGAGUAUGGCGGUCAGAUAUUUUAGAACCUUCAGUGGAAACAAUAGAUGAAGACGAUUUUGUCUCUGCUUCAUGUAUCACAAAAAGAGAAUCACUGUCUCCGGGUGUCUGCAAUGAUGAAUUUGAGCUUUAUCCAUGUGAUGAUGAAUGUGAACUUUACCAAGGUUCACCCCAGGAUAUUUGGGAAGAAUCUGAGAGGAAUGAUAAAGAUUCAAAUUUCGAUGAGGGGAAAAGUUUUGUAGAUCUUGUUUCAGAUGUUGACGACUUUGAAGAUGAAUCAGAACCCAUCAUAUUAACACCCAAUGUUGGCAUUGAUAGGAAGGGAUAUCCUUUUAAUCACUGUAACAUUGGGCCAACAGAAAAUAUUUCAAAAUUUAGCCCCUCAGUAGCUUCUACAUCCAUGUUCACAUCAGCACAAUCAAUGGACAAUGCUGUAGAAGUGAAAGGAACAGUAAUGCCAACACCAUUGUACAGAGUGGCAGAUCAGAUGAUAGUAUCUCAAUCCCAAAGACACUUGAAUUCUACAUCACCCAAUAAAAAAUUGUUUACAUACAGAAGUCCAUUAGUUGUAUCUAGUGGACAAAACUCUACUUUUGUUGCUCUGUCAAAUUCACUACCAUCAAUUAGGAGUCAAGAUCCCCAGAGGGCUUCUCUGCAAAGUCAGCCAUCUUACAUACAGUUCAGUUCAGAGUCCAUAAGAAAACCUGCUCCAUAUAAUCAACCAGGAGCAGAAUUGGGAAACAGUCCCUCCACAGUUAGUCAUACAGUACCCACAGUUGUAAGCCCACAGGGUGUUUCUCCAGUUCCAUGCCUUGGAAGUCAGGUUCCUGUAUCCGGUCAACUAGUUACAGCCUGUGGGAGUCAGAGUCCUUUGUGUAAUGUGCAAACACCAGCAAGGUUUCCAGGGUCAGUGACUAUUACUCCAAAAGGGCUCUUUCCAGAAAAUAGAAUAUCAGGAGUCAGAACCCCCGUUGCUCAUGUCCAUAAUCCAACUCCUGCAUCUGGAGAGGUUCUAAGACCUAUUCUAGAUCCAAGGGGUGAGAAAUUAUUGAAAGUGAAAAUUAAGGAUACCCACUCAGUGUUUGUUCCAGCAAGUAGAAUUUUUACAAGUCCAAAAGAAAUACAGUAUCUGUCUGAUAUGACAGUUAACAAAGACUGUGGUAAUCAAAUCACCAACAGUGAACUGCCCAUCACAGGUUUACACCAUGUAAUCCCUCCUAGUAAUGCCUUACCACCAACAUCUGUUGUUGAGCAAGAAUAUGGUAUAAAAAGUGAAUCAAACUCUUCUUGGGUAUCAAAUGAUUCUAAAUCAUCUUCAUUUUCAAACAAUUCCAGUAAGGUGUGUUCUUUUCUUUUUUCUGCAAAGUUCUCAAAACAAUCAGGAAUAAAAAGAACUACUACUGCAGAGGCCAAAGGUAUACCUGUAGGUCCUAAGAAAUCCAAAGUCCCAUUUUUUUUCAAAUGUAGCCUUGUGCCAAAGAAAAAAUCUCAAUAAGUGGACAUCAUACAGAAAGAUUUUACAUAAGGAUUUUAAUUGUACACUUUGUUUACUUUUGAGAUUCAUAUUUUUUGUUGAGAUAUUUUUUGUAUGGAAAAAUAUGCUUAAAAAGUGUCUUGCUUCUAGAUUACCCAAAUAAAUUUUUAUGUAGAUACUGUA